UGCCGGCAGCUGCGCCGCGCCGCCGGCCUGCGCUACCUGGGCUCGGGCUACACCAAGGCGGUGCACCGCGCCGCGCUCAACCGCAGCCUGGCCGUGGCGCUCAAGUCCGUGGACCUGGGCGGCCACGACGUGCAGCGCUGCGCCGAGCGGGCCGGCCCGCGCGGGGACUGCUACCGCCUCGCCUCCUACAAGCUGGUCAAGGAGAUGAUCCUGCUGCAGCGCCUGCGGCACCGCAACGUCCUGCGCCUCUAUGGUUAUUGUUAUCAGGACAGUAAUGACAUCCCAGAUACCCUGACCACCAUCACUGAACUUGGCUCCCCACUAGAGAUGAUUCAGCUUUUACAGACUUCUUGGGAGGACAGAUUUCGAAUAUGUCUCAGCUUGGUUCGUCUUUUGCAUUAUUUGGCUCACUCUCCUCUUGGCUCUGUGACGUUGUUGGAUUUUCGACCUCGACAGUUUGUGAUUGUAGAUGGAGAGCUGAAAGUGACAGAUCUGGAUGAUGCUAGCAUCGAAGAAAGCUCUUGUACCAGUAACAGUGACUGUUUCAUGGAGUUCCCAGCAAGAAAUUUCACUCUUCCCUGCUCUGUUGAGGCCCGAUGUCAAAAUAUGAAUGAAAAGAGGAAUCUUUACAAUGCAUACAGGUUUUUUUUUACAUAUCUUCUGCCGCACAGUGCUCCAUCUUCAUUGAGACCAUUAUUGGAUGUGAUAGUCAACGCUACAGGAGAACUUCAUUGGGGAAUAGAUGAAACACUUUCUCAGCUAGAAAGAGUUUUGUAUUUAUACAAGAGUGGCAAGUAUCUACAGAAUGCUACACGGACACCGAAAGCUGAGUACAAACGGGUGCCUGAUGCUACUAUUCCUGAUGAGAACUACAGGUGCUGGCCAUCUUAUCAUCACAAGGGCUGCCUCCUCUCUGUGUUUGACAUCACUGAAGCCAUUGAGAUCUGCGAGAGUUACUCCCAGUGCAGAGCUUUCGUUUUGACUAAUCAGACAACGUGGACAGGUCGGCAGCUUGUCUUCUUCAAGAAGGACUCAAACCAUAUCAUGCCUGAUCCUGACAAGAUAACAUAUGUGAAAGUGACAGGCUGACAGCUAAAGUGGUUCAGUCUAACUAGUAAAUGACAGGAGCUGUUUGUGUAUAAAUAUAGACAGCUGUUAUGUACAAGAUGUCUGAGGACAGCGAGAUAAUUGCACUAUUACUCAUUCUAAUCUAUAGAGUGCUAAACAAAACUUUAAAGAGAUGACCUGCAUGACCAGGAUGAAUGUGCAAUAGAACAACAUUUUGAAAAUGUGAUUUUUUUUUAAUUUCAAAUGAAGCAAAAUACAAAAUGUAUUACACUGUCAGGAUACGACGUUCAGUUGGCAGCUCUAGCUUUUAAUUCAGGUUAACUGUGUGUGCAUGUUUGCACAGGGUGGGAAUUUCAAAAUUUUUAUGAAAAGUCUGGAUCCACUGCCAAAAUAUUUAUUUGGGCAAGUACAAUCACUUUUUAUCACAAGCUUAUCAGUUUGAAAGCUAAAUAUCAAAUGUUAUAAGAGACAAUCACCAUUUGUGUUAAUGUUAUCAAACAUGCAAGACCAAAAAUAUUUGUAGGAAUGCUAGGCUCCUUCAUCAAUUAUUCUUAUUGAUAUUUAUAGUUGCAAAGAUGUGGCAAACUUUCAUUUUGUCUUAAAUGUUUCAUAAACUUUCAUCUCUAAGAAAGCCAUACUUAGUUGCCUAGGCCUUGAUCCAGAAAAACAUUUAAAACAGGCUUAACUUUAAACACACAAGUAGUGCCAUCAAAAUCUUGUAGGGUUUUACACAGAUGCUUAAAAGUGCUUUGGUGAAUAGGGAUUGGCUUAAGCAUGUGUUCAAAAUUAAACAUAAGCUUAAGUGGUUUGCUGAAUCAAGGUCUUAUUUACUGUCCUAAGUGUUUUUUAAGAUGUUUCACUAACAGAUCAGCAAAGCAGUCCAUCUGUUUGAACAAUACUAUUUUUAAAAUUAAUUUGCUUGCUACAGAAGGCCAUUCAUUGUUUUAAUCAUCAAAUUAUUUGUCAUCUAAGGUGCUACUUGCUAAUUCUUAGAACAAAUUAAAUAAAUGCCCUUAAUAAUUGCAAAUGUACACUAGCCAUAACUCUGUAUAAAUAAAUGCAUCUUGUAGGCAUAGUGUGUCUAAAGAAUUUGCUUUCAGUGAAAGCAAUAAACUAAAUGCUAAAAGUGACCGAUGUCAUACUGUUUUGUAGAUUGUACAUUAAGAAAAUUUUGUACUUUUUGUUCCUUGAAUUGUUUAUUUUUGUAAAAAAAUAAAUAAAAUGCCUGGGUUUUUUCAUA
Molecule: messenger RNA, 2308 nt
Organism: Gavialis gangeticus (Gharial)
Lineage: Eukaryota; Metazoa; Chordata; Crocodylia; Gavialidae
Gene: PKDCC
Product: protein kinase domain containing, cytoplasmic
Exons: 7
Biological process (GO): protein phosphorylation
Molecular function (GO): non-membrane spanning protein tyrosine kinase activity; ATP binding
Source: RefSeq, a predicted model, not a curated record